Branchiostoma floridae (Florida lancelet) is the source of this 1570-nucleotide messenger RNA. Its product is annotated as spliceosome-associated protein CWC15 homolog. The transcript is spliced from 7 exons. The coding region runs from base 214 to 864 and encodes 216 amino acids. Lineage: Eukaryota; Metazoa; Chordata; Leptocardii; Amphioxiformes; Branchiostomatidae. Gene Ontology annotation, biological process: mRNA cis splicing, via spliceosome. Gene Ontology annotation, cellular component: catalytic step 2 spliceosome. Gene Ontology annotation, molecular function: RNA binding. The record is from RefSeq and is a predicted model, not a curated record.
UCCGUAGUACAGACAUAUACAUCAUGGCGGCUUUGUGAGGACUCAAAUUUUGGGACAAAACGUCGAAGUUAGACCACCUUUUUCGUGCCCAAACUUCUUCCAACCGGACCAGAGAGGAUAGUUGUGUGUCGUUGAAGGAGUCUAGAAGCUGGGGAUACCGUAAGUCUUUUAGUUUUGAGCUGACGGCUGGAAACCGGCGAUUAGUCCAGAAAGAUGACAACAGCUGCCCGUCCAACAUGGGACCCGGCGAGAGGCGGGACAGGGAAGGGGGAGGGCGACCUGAGUAAGCUGUCCAAACAGUACUCCAGCAGAGAUCUACCAGCACAUACCAAACUCAAAUACAGGCAGCCCGGUCAGGACACCUCCGAGGAGGUGCGCAGCCGUGACUUCCGCCGUGAGCUCGAGGAGCGUGAACGCCAGGCACGCGUGGAGAAGAGGGGAGAUCGCAGAGAACCAUCUGGGUCAUCAAAGCGACCCCGUCUGGACCAGAUCCCUGCAGCAAACUUGGAUGCAGAUGACCCUGUAGAUGAUGAUGAUGAAGAUGAUGAUGAUGACAGCGAUGAUGAUGACACAGCAGAACUGCUGGCAGAGCUGACAAAGAUCAAGAGGGAACGAGCACAGGAAGAAGCCAAGAAGGAACAAGAGAAGAAGGUUCAGGAUGAGAAGAUCCGUACAGAGAACAUCCUCCAUGGCAACCCCCUCAUGAACCAGGCUGCUGCCAACUUCAAGGUUAGCCGGAGAUGGGACGAUGACGUCGUGUUUAAGAACUGCGCCCGUGGGACAGAAGAUGGGAGUGGAGGUUUCAUCAAUGACACCCUCAGAUCAGACUUCCACAAAAGGUUCAUGAACAAAUAUGUAAAGUAGACAUCCCAACCUCUGGUGUACAGACUUGUUACCCAAUUUUGUUACCAAAACUUAGCAUACUUGUAAAUCAUACCAAUACCUUCCACAAAGUACUGUAAAAUAUUUGGAUCCUUUCUGUUGUUGUGAGGACCACUCUUAAAAGGUAUUUAAGUGUCAAACCUUCAAGCUUUAAGAAAAGGAUGAUAAAUUUCAAUUUUUCUUCAACAUCUAAUCUGACAUUCAAAUACUAAUAUUCUGAGCAAAUUUAGAGGCAGAAUAGAAAAACAAUACAAAAAUUCAUUCUUUGUAUCUAUGUAAUGCAUUUUUAACAACAAACUUUAUUUUCAGUCAUUUCAUCAACAGAUACUCAUAUAUACACUGUAUAUGCCCAGUACUCAGAACAGUUAUGCGAUUAGUGUAUAUGUAAGUGUCAUGCAACGGCCCUUGGAUCUUUGGUAUUUGGUCCUUCUCUAGACUUGUUUCUGUAUGUGCAUUUAUUAUUUGUCAAUCUAAAUUCAAAGUAGACUUAGCUGACACUUUGUAGUGGGGAUAUUGGAGAACUAUUUAUAGACAUGAAGAAAUCAUUGUAGAUGUGUGACAGGUAUACUUAACUGGACUUUAAAGUGUCUUCACUAACAUUUGUAUAUGUACUAAAGCUUAUUGAGGGACAUUGGAAAGGAAAGGUUUUAUGCUUUUGGAUUAAACUGAGUGGAACAUUUAGUUUUAA